AUGGAAACACAUACUAUGACGAUUGUCAAUACAUUCGAAACUAAUAAACAACAAAUGAAUUCUACUGAUCAUAUUCUUCAAUUCAAUGAUUAUUUAUCUGUUCAUCAAAAUGAUGGUCAUGAAAUCAAGUUUCUUAAUCUUGAUCGAUGUUUAAGACAACCUUAUAUUAUUAAUGAUAUUCCUAAUAAUGAAUUAAUUGAUGGUAUUUCACUUACUCAUAAUUAUUUAAUACAGAUGCCUACAUUUGUUUCUAAUUAUAUAAAUCUUAUUGAAUUAAAUGUUAGUCAUAAUGAAUUACAUAAUACAGAUUUUAUUUUAUAUCAACCAUUGAAUGAUAAUGAAUUAACUGAAUCUUAUUGGAAUGAACAAUUAAAAAUCAAUUCAAAUAAUCAAUCAUUAGACAAGGUCUAUAGUUUUAUAGAAGACACUUCUCGAAAAAAUGAAAAGACAGAUAAUAAUGAACAAACCAAAGUUUUAUCAACUAAAAAUACAAACUAUGGCAAACAUUCGAAACCAUCAACACCUUUAUCAACUAAACAAAUAUCUCGUCCAUUGAUUCAUCCAUUUCUUAAAUAUAUCAAUUUAUCUUUUAAUCAUAUUAAAUAUCUUCCAAAAAAUAUUCAUUAUCUUCGUUUUCUACAUACACUUAAUUUAUCACAUAAUUAUCUUACAGAAUUACCAUAUAAUAUUGGUUAUCUUGAACAAUUAAAUACAUUAAUACUUGAUCAUAAUUAUUUAAAAUUUUUACCAACAACAUUUACUCGUUUAAUUCAAUUAGAAAAAUUAAAUUUAUCAAAUAAUUAUUUUGAAUCAAUUGAUAUAAUAAAAAAUUUUUCAAAUUUAAAAUUAUUUUCAAUAAAUUCAAAUCCAUUAAAAAUAUUUCCUAUAUUAUUAUAUACUUGUUUUAAUUUAGAAGAUAUUUCUUUUUCAAAUAUACAAUUAAAUCAAAUGAAUAAUAUAACAUUUGAUAUAUUUAAUCAAUUUUUAAAAUUAAAAAAACUUAAUUUAUCAAAAAAUAAUCUUAAAAAUGAUUUUCUUUCAUUAUCAUCAAUAAAACAAUUUGAUUAUUUAGAAGAAUUAAAUUUUCAACAUAAUGAAUUUACAAAUAUAUUUUCUUUAUUAUCAAAUAUGAAAUUAUUAAAUAUACUUGAUUUAAGUUAUAAUUCUUUAAUUAAUAUUCCUGAAUGUUUAAAUUCAAAUUUAAAAAUUUUAUGUCUAUCACAUAAUAAUAUUGAACUUAAUUCUAAUGAUUGUAUUUAUUUAAAAAAUAUUAUUGAAUUAGAUUUAGAUCAUAAUCAAAUAAAACAAAUACCAAAUGAAUUUAUACAAUGUUUACAUUUAGAAUCAUUAAAUAUAUCAUUUAAUCAAUUUAUAAAAUUUCCUGAUAUUAUUUUAGAAUUACGUUCAUUAAAUAAAUUAAUAAUUAAUCAUUCAAAAUUUCAAUAUUUAACAACAAAAAAUUUAUUUGAAAAAUUUUUUUAUCGUACAUUGAAUAUUCUUAAUUUAUCAAAUAAUAAUUUACAUACAAAUUUACAUGAAUUAACUUGUUUAAAAGCAUUAACAUAUUUAGAUUUAAGUUUCAAUCAUUUAUAUGAACUUGAUCAUGAUUUUAAAUUAUUAACAUGUUUAAAAAUAUUAAAAUUAAAUAAAAAUAAAUUUACCAAAUUUCCAUCUUGGUUAUAUGAAAUGUCAAAUAUUAAUAAUAAUAAUCAAAAAUAUAUUGCUGAAACUCUUUUGGAAUUGUAUAUGAGUGAUAAUACAAUAGAAUCUAUUCCUGAAGAAAUUGUUCAUAUGAUAAAUCUACAAACUAUUGAUUUAUCUAAUAAUCAAUUUUUGAAAUUUCCUGAUACAUUAGUUUUACUUGAACAACUUACAACAUUUAUCUAUUCUCAAGAACAUGGUAUUCAUAUUAAUAAAUUACCUGAUGAUUUUAUUCAUUUAUAUAAUCUUAAAAAACUUGAUUUAUCUCAUAAUAUAUUUAAUGAAAUACCAGAAAUGAUUUAUAAUUUAACUAAACUUGAAUAUUUAAAUAUGAAUUAUAAUCUUCUUACAAGUAUAGAUAAUAAUCGUUUAAAACAAUUAAAAAAUUUUAAAACAAUAAAAUUAAAUGGAAAUAAUUUUACAUCAUUUCCAUCGACACUUUAUCAAUUAGAAACAGUUAAUAUCAAUGAAAAUCCAUUAUGUUUAGCACCACCAAAUGAUUUUAUAGAUGAUAAAUAUAUUUCAGCAACAUCAAAUCUUUAUGUUCAAAUUAAUGAUAAAUAUGAAGAAAAAUUAUUUGAAAUUUAUCAACAAAUUUUUAUUGAAAAUUUAACAAGUUAUGAUAUUGAAAAUUUAUUAAAACGUUUUAAAUUAUCUAAAAAUGACAUGAAUAAUUUUCAUGAUAAUUAUUCUAAUUUAAAACGUGAAAAUAAAAUUGAAAUAUUAUUAAAUAUUUGGAAACAAAAACGUGGUUCAUUAGCUAAUUCUGAUGCUUUAUAUAAAUUUGCACAAUUAAUUGGUGAUAAAAAUCUUGUACAAAAAAUGCAAAAAGCUUAUUUAAUUGCACGAAAAAUUCGAAUUUAA
Rotaria sp. Silwood1 is the source of this 2565-nucleotide messenger RNA. NCBI's taxonomy places the organism in Eukaryota, Metazoa, Rotifera, Eurotatoria, Philodinida, Philodinidae. The record is from the annotation of a GenBank genome assembly.